Molecule: messenger RNA, 2846 nt
Organism: Phodopus roborovskii (desert hamster)
Lineage: Eukaryota; Metazoa; Chordata; Mammalia; Rodentia; Cricetidae
Gene: Ace2
Product: angiotensin converting enzyme 2
Exons: 19
Coding region: 316-2733 (805 amino acids)
Biological process (GO): proteolysis
Cellular component (GO): plasma membrane
Molecular function (GO): peptidyl-dipeptidase activity; metallopeptidase activity
Source: RefSeq, a predicted model, not a curated record
ACUCUUUUAUCUAUGGCAUGCUUAUACCCUGGGAAUGAGGACACAGAGCCAGCUGCUGAACUUCAACGGGAUAACCAGUAGAUUCUCUUUGACCUUCACUUUGCCGUGAUCCCAUGCCUAUGGAUGCCCAGGACUUGACAUGGAUAUGCUUUGGAUUUCAUAAUAUAUUCCACAUUAUUACUUCCUUGUGAUCUCAGCUAAGUCUUAAGCAGUGCCCAACCCAAGUUCAAAGGCUGAUGAGAGAGAAAAUCUCAUGAAGAGAUUUUACUCUAGGGAAAGUUGCUCAGUGGAUGGGAUCUUGGCGCAGGGGGAAAGAUGUCAAGCUCCUCCUGGCUCCUGCUCAGCCUUGUUGCUGUAACUACUGCUCAGUCCAUCAUCGAAGAACAGGCCAAGACAUUUUUAGACAAGUUUAACCAGGAAGCUGAAGACCUGUCUUAUCAAAGUUCACUUGCUUCUUGGAAUUAUAACACCAAUAUUACUGAGGAGAAUGCCCAAAAGAUGAAUGAGGCUGCUGCCAAAUGGUCUGCCUUUUAUGAAGAGCAGUCUAAGCUUGCCAAAAAUUACCCACUACAAGAAGUUCAGAAUCUCACCAUCAAGCGUCAACUGCAGGCCCUUCAGCAGAGUGGGUCUUCAGCACUCUCAGCGGACAAGAACAAGCAGUUGAACACAAUUCUAAACACUAUGAGCACCAUUUAUAGUACUGGAAAAGUUUGCAACCCAAAGAAUCCACAAGAAUGCUUAUUACUUGAACCAGGUUUGGAUGACAUAAUGGCAACAAGCACAGACUACAAUGAGAGGCUCUGGGCUUGGGAAGGCUGGAGAGCUGAGGUAGGCAAGCAGCUGAGGCCAUUGUAUGAGGAAUAUGUGGUCCUGAAAAAUGAGAUGGCAAGAGCAAACAAUUAUGAAGACUAUGGAGAUUACUGGCGAGGGGAUUAUGAAGCAGAGGGAGCAAAUGGCUACAACUAUAACGGCAACCAGUUGAUUGAAGACGUGGAACGUACCUUCAAAGAGAUUAAACCAUUAUAUGAACAACUUCAUGCCUAUGUGAGAACAAAGUUGAUGGAUACCUACCCAUCCUACAUCAGUCCUACUGGAUGCCUCCCUGCUCAUUUGCUUGGUGAUAUGUGGGGUAGAUUUUGGACAAAUCUGUACCCGUUGACAGUUCCCUUUGGACAGAAACCAAACAUAGAUGUUACUGAUGCAAUGGUGGAGCAGGGCUGGGAUGCAGAAAGGAUAUUUAAAGAGGCAGAGAAGUUCUUUGUUUCUGUUGGCCUUCCUCACAUGACUAAAGGAUUCUGGCAAAACUCCAUGCUGACUGAUCCAGGAGAUGGCCGGAAAGUGGUCUGCCACCCCACAGCUUGGGACCUGGGGAAGGAAGAUUUCAGAAUCAAGAUGUGUACAAAGGUCACAAUGGACAACUUCCUGACAGCCCACCAUGAGAUGGGACAUAUCCAAUACGACAUGGCAUAUGCCACACAACCUUUCUUACUAAGAAAUGGAGCCAAUGAAGGGUUCCAUGAAGCUGUUGGGGAAAUCAUGUCACUUUCUGCAGCUACACCGGAGCAUCUGAAAUCCAUUGGUCUUCUGCCAUCCAAUUUUCAGGAAGAUAGUGAAACAGAAAUAAACUUCCUACUCAAGCAAGCACUGACAAUUGUUGGGACGCUACCAUUUACUUACAUGUUAGAGAAAUGGAGGUGGAUGGUCUUUAAGGGUGACAUUCCCAAAGAACAGUGGAUGGAGAAGUGGUGGGAGAUGAAGAGAGAGAUCGUUGGUGUGGUGGAGCCCCUGCCUCAUGAUGAAACAUACUGUGACCCUGCAGCUCUGUUCCAUGUUUCUAAUGAUUUCUCAUUCAUCCGAUAUUACACAAGGACCAUUUAUCAAUUCCAGUUUCAAGAAGCCCUUUGUCAAGCAGCUAAACAUGAUGGCCCACUGCACAAAUGUGACAUCUCAAAUUCUACUGAAGCCGGCCAGAAGUUGCUCAACAUGCUGCGUCUUGGAAAAUCUGAACCCUGGACCUUAGCAUUGGAAAAUGUGGUAGGAGCAAGGAAUAUGGAUGUAAGACCACUGCUCAAUUACUUUGAGCCAUUAUCUGUCUGGCUGAAAGAGCAGAACAAGAAUUCCUUUGUGGGGUGGAACACUGACUGGAGUCCAUAUGCCGACCAAAGCAUUAAAGUGAGGAUAAGCCUGAAAUCAGCUCUUGGGGAAAAUGCAUAUGAAUGGAAUGACAACGAAAUGUACCUGUUCCGAGCAUCUGUUGCAUAUGCCAUGAGAGUAUAUUUUGCAAAGAACAAAACCCAGACAGUCCCUUUUGGAGUGGAAGAUAUACGGGUGAGUGAUUUGACACCAAGAGUCUCCUUCAACUUCUUUGUCACUUCACCCCAAAAUAUGUCUGACAUCAUUCCUAGAAAUGAAGUUGAAGAGGCUGUCAGAUUUUCUAGGGGCCGUAUAAAUGAUGUUUUUGGCCUGGAUGAUAACAGCCUGGAGUUUUUGGGAAUUAAUCCAACACUUGCACCACCGUACCAGCCUCCUGUCACCAUAUGGCUGAUUAUUUUUGGCGUUGUGAUGGGAAUUGUAGUGGUUGGCAUCAUUAUCCUAAUCGUCACGGGGAUCAAAGCUCAGAAGAAGAAAAAUGAAAAAAAGAGAGAAGAAAAUCCUUAUGACUCUAUGGACAUUGGUAAAGGUGAAAGUAAUGCAGGCUUCCAAAGCAAUGAUGAUGCUCAGACUUCAUUUUAGAGUCAUUUUACUGUAUGUAAUUGCUAGUGUUAUAGUACACAAAAUAUGAGAUUAUAUACAUGUCAUUAGAUAUCAAAACUUUGGUCUAUUCAGUAAAAGUUGUCCAAAGAGCA